AUGUAUGUAGUCCUUCUCGAGGUCAAGUGGAGAUGGACGGCUUCUAUUGCAGAUAAAGGAGAGGUUCUAGGUCAGCCCAGGAAGCUUCUUCACGAGUAUUGGGCUAUUACUUCAUCACAGACCUACAUUCAUAAGGAGUUGGCUUCAGCACGCAUUAAAGAAGACAUCAAAGCUGUAGGAAAGCAGGUGGAUCAGCUCAAGGAUGUUAUCCGUGACCUAGCCAUGAAAAGAAGAUGCAGCAUUAACGAGCUUGUCCACGCCGGGGUAUCAAAGCGACAACUGAAUACAAGAACAUACUACCUGCCAAUACUGCGAAGUCAGGGAACAAGCUUUUCAGCGGACUGGAAUGAUGACGAUCGAAUGAAUUUCAUGUUUUCGGCCUUCUCCGAAAGCCGAGACGUAAACCCGAAACACUGGGACUCUAAAUUACAUUUCUGGAGCAAGGCAAUCCUCGAAAGCUGUAAAUAUCACGGAGACAUUCACAUUGAUUUAACGACACUAAAGCGAAGAUUUUCGCGAAAUGGCUUAACUCCUCUUGGGUUAAGUAUUGUACUAAGAGAAAUGCUUCAACAAGGAAAGCUUGAACGAAAACAGGACUUUUUCAAUUGUAGUACGGAAGGGUGGAUGUCUUGGUUUUAUGGAGUGGCCAAGAGUACAUUUUGGUGGAGUGCUCGUACUGUGUUAGGAGGAGCUGAUGAUGUAAAAGUGGAUGAACAGUUCGUUUUAGUAGAUGUAGCAAAGGAAAAUGCUGCCUGGGUCCUUGACAAACAUUACAGCUGUGUCGAAUGUGAUACAACUGACCACAUCAUACCAUGGAAUGUGCUUAAGACACGCUGCACGAAGUUUGACGAGGAAACUCUUGAAAUUGUAAUGGCCUAUUUACAGAGGCACAGUAAAGCAGUGCUAUUCAUCGCACCUGAAGGAGAGAAGGUUGUAAAGUUUGCAAGAAAAGGUGAACAGAAAGUGACAGCAGUUUCAGAUAAUGAUAUUGACAUUGUGAAGUAAGGAGUGAAAUUUACCUUCAUUUCGUUGCAUAUAAUAUUACUAAAUACUUGAAGAAUGGGGUUAUUUUGAUUUUGGAUUUGAGACUCAGAAGUAUAGAAGGAAGUAAAACAAAAGAAAUCAGGGAGAGGGCAUGCGUGGGCGUAGCGCGAGGCAUGCGUUUUAAUGCAGCAGUCUACAUCCCCAAUAUUUUUCCCUUCAGUGUGAAAGUAAUCAAUCUUUUUAGUAUUAACAAGCAGGGAAUGACCCACGAUACAAUCAUAUGACUGGAAGAGGUUGAAAGCAUAAACGUGGUGAACACGGCUCCAUUGAAGAAGGACAGUUAGAUUCCAAGCGAACCAACAUGGUGGCUGUCGAAGGCAAAACCUUCACAACAGAACCUCCAACCACCGAAAACCACCACAAAGAACCCAGUCUAAUGUACUUAAGAGAGAUUGUUGGUAGAUAUACAAAUCGCCGUCAAUAAUAUUCUAUUGGAAAACAAGAAAAUCAGCGAAGACGUAAAAAGAACUAAAAUCCACUGUAAACAAACAGCAAACUGAGAUUGUGGACCUCAAGAAACAACUCACCAAAUCCACAGUUUGCAGCUAGGGAGAAAGAGCUCAACGAU
Molecule: messenger RNA, 1612 nt
Organism: Orbicella faveolata
Lineage: Eukaryota; Metazoa; Cnidaria; Anthozoa; Scleractinia; Merulinidae
Product: charged multivesicular body protein 7-like
Biological process (GO): late endosome to vacuole transport via multivesicular body sorting pathway; vesicle budding from membrane
Cellular component (GO): cytoplasmic side of plasma membrane; multivesicular body; ESCRT III complex
Source: RefSeq, a predicted model, not a curated record